GUGAGGUUUUCGAUGGGAAAAAUGAAAGAGACAUGAGCUUUAUAGGCAGAAGUGAAGGUCGCCGUGUGCGCUCUGAACGUGACUACCAUGGUAUCCUCUGCAGACUGAACCAAGGUUGGCCAACUGGUCGACCCACCGCGCCGAAGCCUUCUCUACAAAUGCCCGAUGCAGCAUUCCCUACCCAAUACCCGAUGCAUCCAUACUGCACAAAAAUAUUUGCCACGGCGAAGGAAAGGGGGCUCAUAGAAUCUGGGAGUCGAGCACUCGUAUGUUUAGUGUUGCAGUGUGAAGCAUACCUACGCCGGUGGCUUCGUACUUCAAUGAUCCAGAUUGGGCGGAGGACUGCAGGGACGCUGUUUGCCUAUUGUUUGAUCCAUGGACGGACGGGUGCUCUGAUUCGGAUAUCUGAUGGUUCAGCUGUCCAAUAUCUAUGGUUGUCUUUCCUCGCCAAAUUUGAAGUAAUCACCUUUCCUCUACCCAAUAAGAAAACUGCGAUAGAACUGUGCAUUCCACACUAGCAUGACCUCCCUCCGUCCUACUCCAUUUUCUGUCGCUUAGCGUCCUUCUCAUUCUUCGCGUCCUCUCAUCAUCCUACUUUCUCUCUUCCGCUCUUUCGCUUCUUGAGCUCCACCAUCCGCUUGCCGAACUCGUUCUUGGCCUCCUUCUUCUCCAUAGUAUUCUUCCUCGUCUUUUGCAGGGUGUCGCUCCUCC
Messenger RNA from Mytilinidion resinicola, 711 nucleotides. RefSeq lists its product as uncharacterized. NCBI's taxonomy places the organism in Eukaryota, Fungi, Ascomycota, Dothideomycetes, Mytilinidiales, Mytilinidiaceae. Bases 33 to 518 code for a protein of 161 amino acids. The transcript has 2 exons. The record is from RefSeq and is a predicted model, not a curated record.